AUCGUUCAGAAAGUAAAGCUACUUUAGCAUUAAAUUUUCCAUUCUGGAGAUCUGAAUCUUCUAAUUAUUUCACUUCUCCCUUGGAUAUUGAUCUUACUCUUUUUCUGGAUCUUGACUUUGAGAAUUUGCAUUGCCCUUUGGUAAAGCCUAAGUCUUGA
Dentiscutata erythropus is the source of this 158-nucleotide messenger RNA. NCBI's taxonomy places the organism in Eukaryota, Fungi, Glomeromycota, Glomeromycetes, Diversisporales, Gigasporaceae. The record is from the annotation of a GenBank genome assembly.